Messenger RNA from Anopheles arabiensis, 5245 nucleotides. It is a transcript of the gene Rab32, whose product is annotated as ras-related protein Rab-32. Gene Ontology annotation, biological process: vesicle-mediated transport. The record is from RefSeq and is a predicted model, not a curated record. Bases 1498 to 3969 code for a protein of 823 amino acids. Gene Ontology annotation, molecular function: GTP binding; GTPase activity. Gene Ontology annotation, cellular component: trans-Golgi network; Golgi apparatus; vesicle. The transcript has 6 exons. NCBI's taxonomy places the organism in Eukaryota, Metazoa, Arthropoda, Insecta, Diptera, Culicidae.
AAAAGGGAGUUCGCAUCAAACCUCAAACCUUGAGGUAGAGCUGAACGGGUUUGAUUAAUAAAGUGUCAACAUGAGAGAGGUUUUGCGAACUACUUUCACAUUGUGCGUAUGUGAACAAUCACAAGAUCGUGUGCGUUUCUGCUCGUGUGAUGGGAUAGCAAUCAUUGCAAUCAUUAUCAUGCUGAGACAAUUCUAGAAGUGCCAUGAAUCCAUCAAUCGGUGAAGCAUGUCGAUGACAGCAUUUGGCCUCGAUCGGCCUCGGUUAAGUCUUCACUUUCGUCCGUGUCCUGUGUGUCACCAACUGAUAGCGAACACAACAGCGGCUUCUUCGUCAGCGAGUUGGAAUGUUCCACCGAUCGAGAAGAUCAGAUUUGUUUUCCUCCAUUUUCGUUUUUUGCUGCAAUGUGUAUGUCACCAACAAGAUAGAGAGGUCCUUUUUUACCGUGCAGGGACCGAGGCCCGAGACAACAUUCCAAAGAUCGAGGCCACAGAUAAGGCUUGCGCAAUCGCGUCUGAGGGCACUGCCUGCCUGCUAAAGACCAUAAUAUUUCGCUUGAUAAUAGCGACGACCACGAUGCUGAUGGCAGCGACACAUGUCGUAACGUUCCAGAAUGGAUGAGAAUCGCCACACCAAAGAUCCCGCAAUCGAUGGUUUGGUGGAUUCGCGGUGCCCGCGGUGGUGCUGUACCCGUUGUUGUGUGGUGUAAGCAUCGAGCAGUUCGCAGGGAUGCGCUCGAGUUAGUCUUGUCGUGGGAUCGAGCGGAAGCUGAAGCGCGCGCAAUAAGAGUCCCUUCGGAAAGCAGCAGCAACAGCAGUGUGACAUCGAGCCAGCAAGUGCAACACUGUGCCACACAGUACCUACUUCUACCGGGUUGCCUUUUGGAAUUCGUUCUCAAAGUCGUCGCUUACGCGCCGUGAAACCUGACACCGCCCCAGAACGCUUGUUGGAAGUGGAGGAGCGAGCGUCGUGUACCGGAACGGAACCGAAGGAAAACAACCGUUCUGCUGAAACCUGUUCUGGAACAGCCGGCACGGAACGAAAGCGGGAGGAAAACUACACACACACACACACCAUCGCCGCCGCAGGCCGCCCCCUAGCCCGGAUCAGAAUCCAACGGUGUCACACAUCUUUCGCUUUCAUUAGUGCGCUGAAGUGUUUUGUUUUGGUGGCGCGGCACCACACUCUACGGCCGACAGGUGUCGUGGGCGCAAUUCGUUCGUUCGCCCGCUCGCUCGCUCGCUGCUAAUCGAAUUAGGACAUCGCGGGGACGCGUCGGAACAUUGCUCGCUCGCGCGCGCGUGCUUAGAAGAGAGUGUCGUGAACGCCCAUCGUCGUCGCGCACUAUCGUCGCUCGUGCUGUCUGCAGGACAUUCUCCCGCCGAAAGCAGGGUCGCCGCCGUCAUUCGGUUUAGUCGGAGCGGUGAAGUGAAAGGCGCGGACCGACGAGCUGUUGUGACCUAUUGCCGUGUGUCGGGGGAUAGCCAGCAGACAGCAGUAUGGAGCAGGCAACGGCAACGCGCCGCCUAACGCGCGGCGAAUCCGAGGACAGUCCGGUCGAGUUUGUGGUGGUGGAUUCGGACGUGUCCAUGUCCGAUGCAGGGCUCAGCUCGCCCGAGAAGAAGCCGAAGAAGAAGCGUGGCCUGUCGUUCAAGAAACUGCGCACCAAUGCGCAGAAGCUGAUCCCGAAGCGCGGUGGCCGCAAGGACUCGUCGGCCAAGUCGUCCGAGACGAGCUCGCUCGGUGGUGACUCCGGGGUGGUGAGCGGCGGUACGGAUGAUCUGCUGCCGGCUACCCCGUCGCCACCGCCACUACCGGCCUCACCGACGGCAACGGAGACGUCGAUCGAAACCGUGCUCAAGUCGACGGAAAGCCUGCCGGCAAUCAAGGAAGAUCCGGUACGGGAGGCGGCAAUGUUGGGCGCCCGAUCGGACGAGGAUAUACUGCUCGAGGGAAAGGACAAGCAGCGGCAGAAGAAGGCGCGCAAGCCGAGCCGGGCGGCUAGCUUCAUGAAGAAGCUGGCCGGACGAUCCAAAACAUCGAAGGUAGCGCCGAACCCGGCAGUCCCCGCUCCCGGCGGUGGUUCCGAGGGAGACGAGAUAUCGUCCGGGACGCUUGAAACUCCGCUGAGCAUCAAACGGCAGACGCCCGAGGGUGCCAUGUUUGUGUCGGACACGGAGCUGUACCAGGACGGCGAUCGGGACGAUGGUACGUCGGUGGAUCCGCCGUCGCCCGUGCUGGUGCGACAGCUCGAUGCCGAACCGACGACACUGAGAGCCAAACGAACCGAAAUGAAAAUCACGCUCACACGCAACAUGCCGUCGACGAAGCCUGGGACGAUUGAAACCUCGCUGGACGAUGAGGACGACAACGCUGAGGUGAUCCGGAGCAGCGGUGGAGGCGACGGCAACAGCAAUGGUCUGAACGCUGAGAACCGGGAGCUCGCAAUCGACUCUAAACCAAUUAGCUCCGACAGCGGCACUGUCCCGUCGCCUAGGGCCUCAAUCGGGAACGAGCAAUCGUCGCAGUUGAUCGCAACCACUCGCACGCAGCAGUCGUCGUCCUCCACGUCAUCCGUCGAUGCGCGCCUUUCGAGUCUGCUGAGUGGCGAUUACAUCGCGGAGAUUAACAAGUUUUCCAUCGAGAACAUUACCAACGCCGGCGCAGCGAGCAGCACUGUCGUAGCAGGAGGAGGAGGAGCAGGAGGAGUAGGAGCAGAAGCGGUGCCGUUGCCGCAGCCACGUGCGUCGUUGUCGAUUCGGGAGCGCUUCUUCCAGCAGCAGCCGGUGGUGGUGACGACGGGCGACCUCGACCCAGUCGCCAGCUUUGAUUCGCAGGACAUUGCCCCACCGUCGUCGGUUGUCGUCGACGAGGAAAUAGACGGUUUUAUGAGGAAAGCGAGAGGAGCGAGUGCGGCCACAGCGCGAUCGAAAGGGGGCAGCAAGAGUCCGGGGGCAGCGACGGUUGAAAAGCCACAGACAGCGGGACCCGCUGGUGGACAGCAGCAGGACUUGUCGUCGUCGUCGUCGGCGUCGGCAAGUAAGGCAGCGUCGACGGUACGUACGCAGGAAGCGGCCAAACCGUACCAGUUGGGCAACAGCCUAAAGAAUCCCAACAAUUCUGGAUUUAAAUCGAUCGAACAGCAACAGCAACGUGAACAGCCCCAGCAGCAGCAGCAGCCUGACCAAGGGAAGCAGCAGGAAGAUCCGGUGCCAGCGAACACUACCGAGGGAAGCCCGGACAAGCCCGGCCAGGAGGAACAGGGUGACAGCACGGUCCCAACGGAACCGACCAUUGUGUUCGAUAUCGGAACCCAGGCAACCAUGGCGACUGGACAGGCCGAGAAGCGUGAGCAUCUCUACAAAAUUCUCGUCAUCGGCGAGCUCGGCACUGGCAAGACGUCCUUCAUCAAGCGGUACGUGCAUCAGUUCUUCAGCCAAAACUAUCGCGCCACAAUCGGGGUGGACUUUGCGCUCAAAGUGCUGAACUGGGACCAGAACACGAUUAUUCGCCUGCAGCUAUGGGAUAUUGCCGGUCAGGAACGAUUCGGCAACAUGACCCGCGUGUACUACAAGGAAGCAGUGGGAGCGUUCAUCGUAUUCGAUGUAACACGCAGUGCCACUUUUGAUGCGGUGAUCAAGUGGAAGAACGACCUCGACUCAAAAGUGCAGCUACCCGAUGGCAAACCCAUUCCGUGCAUACUCUUAGCCAACAAGAGUGACCAACAAAAGCAGGGAAUUGUGACGACACCCGCCAAACUGGACGAGUACGUCAAAGAGCACGGGUUCGCUGGAUGGUUCGAAACGUCGGCCAAGGAGAACGUCAACAUUGAGGAAGCGGCCAAAUCGUUAGUUAAUAAGAUUUUAAUGAAUGACAAACUGUUAAACACGGGUGAGGUCAUCGAUUCGGAACGGUUCGCCCUGGUUGGCGGAAAGUCGGACACGAGCCAGAAGAAGUCGUGUUCUUGCUGACCUAACCCUAGACCUCAACUAGCGGCGCGCGCUUCAACCGGCGCAUCGGAGACACACUGGACCGUGGUUUUCCACGUUGUGUUUGGGCGCGUGCUGCUCGUGUGUAUUUGUGUGUGUGUAUGUGUGACCAUUCCGCUGUGUUACGUCAUCACCUACGAUUUGCUUACGUUUUGUUUGUUUUUAACUUUUAAUUGUUUUUAUCUUGUUUACAAUGACUCUCCCCUUUCUUAUCCCCUCGUGUCCCCCAAUUGUUCCCCCUAUUCCCCCAACGGUCCCGCGCGUUCGUUGACAACAAACCCCUAUUUACUAUUACCACUAACUAUUAUACUACUCUAAAAACUGUACGCCCCUACUCCACACUACUAUGGGCACAUAAUCGCGUUGUUACUAAAAUCCUCUGGGCCAGCAAGCUAAACCAAAAACGAGUAAUGUCCCGAGUAAUGUUUCCCCUUUCGCGCAACCAUUUGUCAACUUUUGCUGCACACCACGCACUGUCAGAUGUUUUCGGUUGCUGCAACACUAAAAACAGAGGAAAGUACACACUAACGCAGCUGAAGAAGAACAAAAAAAAGGGAUCGACAAAGCCGAGCCACCUACUUACUACACGGCACCCGAUAAAGGGUGAACCGGAUGCGCACCCCAAAACCAUCCACAGUGGAGAAAUCUACACACAGAGCCUCUUUCAAUCCGUCGCAGCUUUUUUCUGGUGGAUGAUCGAUCGAUUGUUAUUGUUGUUGAUAAUAAUGAAGAUCUUGUUGACGUGUUAGAGAGAAGAGCGAUGCAGUAGUGGCCAUUUUUUUCGUCGGAGAUAAAGUAUAUUCAUGUAAUGAAGAAAAGAAAGCCUAAAUUUUUGCUGGAAAGAAUUCCAGUUCCAGUGCAGUUAUUUUAGCGUGAUUGUAUCGAUUCAGAGAAAGAAUAUCAUGAAUAUUUACCGCUUUUAUAUAUCGCUUUAGAGGGUACAGCACGCAACAUAUUUCGGGUCAAAUAUUCUAAAAGGAGAAAGAGCUAAAUUCAAAGAUAGUAUCACAAAAAAGAGGAGAAACUGGCAUACCACGCAUCGUUCAGAAGGCAAGCGAGGCAACAAACCGUGUCGCAGCAGCGCGUGUAGGAAAUAGCGAACGAUUGGCUUAAUUUAUUUGGCUUGUUCGUCUGCGCUUUAGGUGUUUGUCGCGUGGAGUAUCGUGUGCGACCGAAUGCAGCUGAAAGGACAUCAGUAUGAUGAACCGAUAGUUUAGAGAGAGAGAUAACAAGAGAUAAAAUGUUUUUAAAACACACA